ACUUAGCAAUAAGUGAUUUGUGUUUCAAAUGGAAAGGCCCUUGUUUAAGUUUUCAUUAUGGGUUCUUCUUGUUAUAGUUUUCGUUCAAAUGAAUGGAUGCAGAGCUUGCUUGGAAAAAGAGAGGAUAGGUUUGCUGGAGUUCAAGGCUUUCCUAAAAUCAAACUGUGAGCUUAUUGACAAUCUUGAUUCAUGGGUUGAAGAUCGAAUGAGCGACUGUUGUGGUUGGGAUAGAGUUAAGUGCAAUACCACCUCCCGGCGUGUCGUUGAUCUCUCUCUCAAUGAGGUCUUAACGUUUUCAGAUCCUAAAACUUGCAGUCUAAAUCUCUCCAUGUUUUAUCCUUUUGAAGAACUGCUCGGCCUUGAUUUAUCUGAUAAUUGGUUUUAUGGUUGGAUUCACCCAGCAGCAUUCGCUAAUCUGAAGUUUUUGAAAACAUUGGAUAUGAGUUCUAAUUAUUUCAAUGGCAGCAUCUCAAUGGAAGCAUUCGCUAACCUGAAGCUUUUGGAAACAUUGGAUAUAAGUUAUAAUGAUUUCAGUGGCAGCAUCUUAAUGGGAGGAUUCUGUGGAUUGAAAAGCCUCGUUAAGUUGGAUCUCAGUAACAAUCACUUCUCUGGUCCACUUCCUCAAUGUCUUGGCAACUUAAGCAACCUCCGAUAUCUUGAUCUCUCAUCCAAUAAGUUCAGUGGCAACAUGCAAUCCGUUGUUUCUAAACUGACAUCCAUUAAGCGCUUGUUACUUUCUGGCAAUAAGUUUGAAGGCUUAUUCUCAUUUAGUGUUUUGGCUAACCACUCAAAGCUUGAGAUGUUUCAACUUUCAUCAGGAGGUAGUAAGCUAGAAGUGGAAACAGAAAAUCCUACAUGGUUUCCUACAUUUCAAUUGAAGAUCUUUCACAUGUCAGAGUGCCACUUAAAUGUGAGAACAAGAAAAAUUCCUAGUUUCUUGCUCUACCAGCAUGGCAUGCUAUCAAUUGAUCUCUCUCAUAGUAAGCUGGUUGGAGAAUUCCCCAGUUGGAUCUUACAAAAUAACUCAAGGUUACAAGUUAUGAAUUUGAUGAACAACUCAUUGAGGGGAACUUUUCAGCUACCAAAUUUCAAUCAUAAUUUGUUCAAGUUAGAAAUUUCGAACAAUAACAUCACGGGUCAGCUCCCUAAGGAAUUUGGUUUGGUCCUCUCAAAUCUAGUGUAUAUAAACAUUUCAAGGAACAGUUUUCAUGGUAUUCUUCCUUUCUCAAUUGGUGAGGUAAGGGGUCUACUUUUAAUGGAUUUAUCCAAUAAUAAUUUCUCAGGAGCGUUGCCAGGAAGUAUGCUUGGGAAUUGUACCGAUUUAAAUGCUCUGUAUCUAUCAAACAACAACUUCAGUGGAAUGAUAGGUGUGGACAUCAACGCCGACCCAUCUGUUAUAGACAUAUCAAAUAACAAACUGUCAGGUACAAUUCCAAUACAAUUAUGCAAUGUGAGCAGACUUGUAAUUUUAGACCUCUCAGAAAAUUGUUUAUCUGGGUCUAUGCCUUCUUGUUUCGAUUCUUCGUCUUUGAGGUUCUUGUUUCUACAAAAGAAUAGUCUAAGUGGCUCUAUACCUUAUGUGCUUCCUAGAAAUCCAAAUUUAAUGGCACUUGACCUGAGAGAUAAUAAGUUUACUGGGAAUAUUCCAUCUUGGAUCAAUCAGCUUUCACAAUUGCGUGUGCUUUCAUUAGCAGGGAAUGCAUUACAAGGUCAUAUUCCUAAUCAGUUGUGUCAAUUGAGAGAUGUGCAUAUAAUGGAUCUUUCACGCAAUGCACUUUUUGGCUCCAUACCUUCAUGCUUUAAUAAUAUGUCAUUUUCGAAAAAUGCAUCUUUUGGAGAUUUGGAAGACCAUAAUUUUUCAGUUCCAUUUCGAAGUUUGGAGGUCGCCAUGUUUCCGUACAUUUUCUCUCUUGGAUUGGAUGUGACGGAUUUUUUUCAUUGGUCUCAUUCACCAUUUGUAAAAGUGGAAUUUGCAAUGAAGUAUAGGUAUAAUAUCUACAAGGGUGACAUCAUCAACUUGGUGGCUGGAAUCGAUUUGUCAUGCAAUGAUUUAACUGGUCACAUUCCUCAAGAAAUUGGAGACCUUCAUGAAAUUCUAUCAUUGAACUUGUCUCACAAUCACUUAUCAGGAUUUAUACCAGUUAGUUUUUCAAAUUUAAAGAUCUUAGAGAGUCUAGAUCUUAGCUACAACAAUUUAAGUGGUGAAAUCCCUAAUCAACUAGUUGAGUUGAAUUUUUUGGAAAUUUUUGAUGUUUCAUACAACAAUUUGUCAGGUAAAAUUCUUGAUAAAGGACAAUUUGAGACCUUCGUUGAAAGCAGUUACAGAGGUAAUCCUGGUCUUUGCGGACCAACCAUUUAUAGGAGCUGCAAUGCUAGUCAAGUUCUAGCAACACCGCUAUCAAAUGAUACAAAAUUAGAAGAAGAAGAUGGAGAUGGUAUUGACAUGGUGUGGUUCUAUUGGAGUUUCAGUGCAUCCUAUGUCACAAUCCUAUUCAUAUUGAUAGUAAUUCUCUGCAUCAACAGGCAUUGGCGCAUGUAUUGGUUUUACUUGGUUGAUGCCUGUAUUUAUUUUAUUUCCAUUCGGCUUUUUGGAACUGAUUGUCUAUGCGUGUAGGGUGAUGCUAGGGCUUGAAGAAAAGGAGGGAUACAUGUGUCAAUUUUUGCAUAUGCUCAACCAUUAAUUGUUGAGUUUCUCUGUUUCAGGUGUAUUAAUAAUGCCUAAAAUGUUCCUCUGUAUUAGGCUUGUCAUGCACUCUUGUGAUAAAUGGAUUUUCCAUUUUUUUAUAA
Hevea brasiliensis (rubber tree) is the source of this 2787-nucleotide messenger RNA. Its product is annotated as receptor like protein 21-like. Bases 29 to 2614 code for a protein of 861 amino acids. Gene Ontology annotation, molecular function: protein binding. Lineage: Eukaryota; Viridiplantae; Streptophyta; Magnoliopsida; Malpighiales; Euphorbiaceae. The transcript has 4 exons. The record is from RefSeq and is a predicted model, not a curated record.